UAAGAAUGUCUGGUGGAAGGAGCACACAACUUUAAAAAGCCUUGUUGAGAUUAUACAUCUUGUUCACUUUCUCUUUACCUGGGCAACAGCAACAUAUCUGACAAGAUGAGACUUCCAGUCGUCGCUUUUCUCAUUGCCAUCUCUGCAGUGUUGACCAGGAGCGUCAUCAUUAAGACCAUGGUGUUCCAGACUGAGAGCAGUAACAGUUUUGUUGAGAUGGUCCCUAUGAAGCCCCUGAACCUGAAUGCCUUCACUCUGUGCAUGCGUGUGGCCACGGAGCUCAAAGGGGAGCGAGAGGUCAUCCUGUUUGCGUACAGGACACAAUACUAUGAUGAGCUGAACGUGUGGCGUGAGCUGGAUGGCAGAUUGUCCUUUUACCUGAGCGGAGAAGGAGUUUCAUUCGACCUCCCUCAGAUCGGGGCCCUAGAGACUCAACUGUGCUUCACCUGGGACUCCAGAUCCGGUGCAGCUACCAUCUUCAUGGAUGGAAGGAAAAGCUUGUCCAAGAUUUACAAGAAGGGUCACACUAUCCGCCCCGGGGGUAAGGUCAUUAUAGGACAAGAUCCGGACUCCUUUAUGGGCGAAUAUGAUGCCAAACAGAGUUUCGUUGGGGAGAUCUCUGACGUUAAUUUGUGGGACUCUGUCCUGCCAGCCAGCACAAUCCAAGAAAUUUAUGCAGGGAAGAGAACGGCAAGAGGAAAUAUUUUCGACUGGGAAGCCAUAGAUCUUAAAGUCAACGGGCAGGUAGAUAUUAUUCCUCGAGAGCUGUAGAUUUAAUCCUGGAAUUAUGCAGCCACUUUACACCUGUAUGAGCUUUGUGAAGAAGAAGGCUUGCUGAUCAAAUGUAUGUCUGUGCACCAAUGUCAGUGCCAUUGUUGUCACUUUCGUAUUUCAACAAUUUUAUUCAGUCUAAUAAAAACACUUUGACAAUG
Messenger RNA from Paralichthys olivaceus (Japanese flounder), 932 nucleotides. Its product is annotated as C-reactive protein-like. NCBI's taxonomy places the organism in Eukaryota, Metazoa, Chordata, Actinopteri, Pleuronectiformes, Paralichthyidae. The record is from RefSeq and is a predicted model, not a curated record.